Lathyrus oleraceus (garden pea) is the source of this 612-nucleotide messenger RNA. RefSeq lists its product as uncharacterized. The transcript has a single exon. Lineage: Eukaryota; Viridiplantae; Streptophyta; Magnoliopsida; Fabales; Fabaceae. Bases 1 to 612 code for a protein of 203 amino acids. The record is from RefSeq and is a predicted model, not a curated record.
AUGGGUGGGAAUCAACCACAACAAUCUCCUUUUCACUCUGUUGAUGAUGAAAAAUACCCAGUUAUAGAAGGGCUUCCUGAAAUAACUCUUAACACUUUUGUUGAUGAACUUAUGGUUCUCUGUGAAACCAUAGUCAACUUCAAAAACCUAAAGGAUAACGAUUUUGAUUUUUCUGAGACUAUGGAAUUCCAAGGGUGGAAAGCAUUAUUCGAAAGAUUGAAUGGUCCAGUAUAUCUAGUGCUUGUUAAGCAAUUAUGGAUUCAUGCAACUGCUACAAAGGACACAAUCACUUCCUUCGUCAUGAACAAGAAGAUUGCGGUUAUGGAGAAAUUUAUUGCAAAUUUAAUUUCUCACAAUGGCUGUGGUAAAAGAGUAUGUAAUGUCAAGACUGAUGCAAUGAGAGAGGCUAUGGUAGCAUCAAUAAUCUUCAAGGAAGCAACGAAGAUUAAUGAAGGAAAGGGUCAAAGUGCUAAAGAUUUGAACGAUAAUCUGAGGGUAUGGUUCAAGAUCAUCCUGGGCUGCAUUCAUCACAAACCCAACACCAACUCGUUUGAUUAUAUCAACACCUCUCAAAAGUAUAUGCUAUUUUUUUCUUCUGGAAAGAGGGUUUAA